Molecule: messenger RNA, 2256 nt
Organism: Eriocheir sinensis (Chinese mitten crab)
Lineage: Eukaryota; Metazoa; Arthropoda; Malacostraca; Decapoda; Varunidae
Product: cysteine-rich PDZ-binding protein-like
Exons: 3
Coding region: 120-422 (100 amino acids)
Biological process (GO): cytoplasmic microtubule organization
Cellular component (GO): dendrite
Molecular function (GO): microtubule binding; PDZ domain binding
Source: RefSeq, a predicted model, not a curated record
CAAUAGUUAAGAGGGAGUUUACGAAUGCGCCUUUGUUUACAUCAGUGUCAGGAGGAGUCCCGCCCGUGUGUUCUGUGUCAGGUCACUGUCAGCCUGUCUUCCUCCCUCCCUGCGACGCCAUGGUGUGCGAGAAAUGUCAAAAGAAGUUGGGAAAGGUGAUCACCCCUGACACCUGGAAGGCUGGGGCACGCAACACAACUGAGAGCGGUGGACGCAAGAUCAAUGAAAACAAGAUACUCACCAGCAAGAAAAACAGAUUCAACCCUUACACCGCAACCUUUGCUGAGUGUCGCAUCUGUCGCAGCAAAGUGCAUCAGGCAGGCUCACACUUCUGCCAGGGGUGUGCUUACAAGAAGGGAAUCUGUGCCAUGUGUGGCAAAAAGAUACUAGACACCUCUAGCUACCGACAAUCCUCUGCCUAGAGUUUGUGUGAGUGUGUUAUGAUGAUUGAUACAGUAAAAGUCCUUUAAUCCAGAAUGCAGGGGGGCAUGAACUCUCUGGAUUAGCAGAUUUUCAGGAUUACCAGAAGGUAAGGUAAAGUUGUGAGUGUACGAUAUAGCUGCACUUGUCGCGGUGCUCAUCUAUGCCCUGUUGUCUCUUUGAGCCUGUGGUGGGAGGGAACCUUAACCUGACACAGGGCCCGUGUAACAUCCGGGUUACCACAGUUUACCUUCCCCAGGUUUCUUUAGGUACACAUUAAUCGACCAUCCCAAAAGGAAGGAUGAACAGCUGGGUGGGCUGCAUGUUGACUGCUGAGGCUGGGAUUCAUACCCAGAUUUUCAGAGUCAUAGUCAGAAACACUAACCACUGCAAUGCAGAGAGCCCAAAAAGUUCAAAGCACACCAUGCAGACACACAUGAAAUCCCACCCUAUGUCAAUAAUUACUGGUAGUUUCAAAAGCUCUGAUGUCCCCCAGUCUUUUUUUUUAUUAUGCCUUAAAAAUACCUUAGAGUGACUAAAAACACUGCAAAACUAUAGUCAGACUCAGCUAUGAAGUCCGGUUGGGCAGGGCUUGUUCGGGAAGUCCCCUGGCCAUAGCACUGCCAAAUCUUAAUUAAUGUGUACAGAAUGUUUGAUGUUUUGAUUUGAAUAUUGAUACACAACUUCAAAUAGUACAUAGCUUAUGUAUGAGAGUGAUGCAUCAGGGGUGAUGAGCAGCACUGUGAAGAGGUUCAGGCCCCACCCAAAAGGAUUUCAUAUUUGUGUCAAACUACAGCCGUAAAGCACUCUAAAACCAGUGUGUGUACACACUACUACUCACCAGAUGGUUUGGUGCACCACUUUUGUCUAUUUUUUUAUAUUUUUCGUUUUUUCUGCCCGUUCUCAAUUGUACCCCAAAAAAGCUAAAAAUGACCCUCAGCUGAAAAUUAUAAACCAUCGGGAUUUCCAAACUAUUGGACGCUGGAUUAUCGGAUUUUUACUGUAAUAGGAAUAUUAAAUGGAUUAUUUGGUGGUGUCAGCCAUUAGGCUGAAAGUUUACUUAUUACAGACAACGGAAACAAACACUGACCUAGUUAUCUGGGAGGGUUGCAGUGAUAGGGGAUUUGUGAGAAGUACAGCAUGUCAGUAAAUCCAUGACUGGACGACAUCUGUCGUUGGUAAUCCCGGUCAGUGUGAGGGUUAUAUUAUAAUGUGUGUGUGUGUGUGUGUGUGUGUGUGUGUGUGUGUGUUUUCAAUGUCAUGAAUUUCUCAAAAAUCACAUUUGUCUUUUCCUCAUGUAUAAAAAAAGGUUACUUUAGGGUUUUUGUAUUCUUCUUUUCUUUCCUCUUGAAUGAUGUGUGUAUGUGUGUAUUUACCUAUUUGUAGUAUGCAGGGCCUGAGCUCAAGCUCAGAUAGUCCUGUCUCCCAAUCUAUAUUUGUCCAAUCUAUAUUGUGUGUGUGUGUGUGUGUGUGUGUGUGUGUGUGUGUGUGUGUGUGUGUGUGCACAUGCAAGAUCAAGAUCCUGUUUGCAUAAAUGUGUAUGCAUACUUGGGUGUUGGCCACAUGUCAGACAAGGAAUAGAGAUUCUGCUUUUACUGGUAUAUAUACAGACUAAUAAAUAUGGUGCAAGGAGUAUUUACCCUGAGUUAGAGUAGAUGUUUAGACAAGGCUUCACAGAGUAGGGAAAAGGAGUAAAUGGUAGACAUGUGUGUGUACCAACAGUGCAAUUGACAAAACUUUUGUAUUAUCAAGAGUAUUUUUAGUGUGACACAAACCUCUUGUAUAAAUCUUAAUACAAAAUAAUAUAUGUAUUUGAAUAAAAUAGUACAAAUGUUA